This is a messenger RNA of Cucumis melo (muskmelon), 1543 nucleotides long. RefSeq names its product transcription factor DICHOTOMA-like. The transcript has 3 exons. Gene Ontology annotation, biological process: regulation of secondary shoot formation. The record is from RefSeq and is a predicted model, not a curated record. Gene Ontology annotation, molecular function: DNA-binding transcription factor activity; sequence-specific DNA binding. Gene Ontology annotation, cellular component: nucleus. NCBI's taxonomy places the organism in Eukaryota, Viridiplantae, Streptophyta, Magnoliopsida, Cucurbitales, Cucurbitaceae. The coding region runs from base 1 to 1188 and encodes 395 amino acids.
AUGUUUUCUUCCACCAACAAUCUCCACCUUUUCCCUCUUCAACAGUACUUCCCUUCUUCCUCCUCCUCCUCACCCUCUUACCACCACCACCACCUCGUAGCUCCUCUGCCGUCUCCGCCACCACACCACCACCACCCUGAACCGGUUUACAUCGGUCCACCGCAAGAUCCGGUUCUCUCCGGAGUAGUAGCUCCAAUAUUUCUACAAGUUCAAGAAGAAGAUCGAGAUCAAGCAAGAAUGAAAAAUGAGCAACAAGAAGUAGCUGUUUUGAUGUCUCAAAAUGGUAACAACAACAACAAUAGUAAUGGGCAGUGUUUCUCUUCUUCUACUACUCUCAACAACUUCACAAAAAAAGGAAGUGUUAAAAAAGAUAGGCAUAGCAAGAUUUACACAGCUCAAGGUUUGAGAGAUAGAAGAGUUAGAUUAUCCAUUGACAUUUCUAGAAAGUUCUUUGAUCUACAAGAUAUGUUGGGUUAUGAUAAAGCUAGCAAAACCCUAGAUUGGUUACUUACCAAGUCGAGAAAAGCUAUUAAAGAGUUGACAAAAAAAACCCAAUAUCAUAAUAACAAUAAUAAUAUUAUUACUUCUUCUUCUUCUUCAAAAUUUCAUUUUGAUCAUGAUUUUGAAGAAUGUGAGGUUAUUUCCAAUGAUGAUGAUGAUGAGGAAGCUGAGAAAAUUAUAAUGUUGGGUAAAUCAUCUUCUAAUUGUAAGAAGAAUCUUGGAUUUCAUGAUGUUUUGGCUAAAGAAUCUAGGGCAAAAGCUAGGGCAAGAGCUAGGGAAAGGACUAAGGAGAAAAUGAUUAUGAAUCAACAAUUUCGGUCUCCGCCGCCUCCGCCACCGCAACCGUCGAUGCCAACGCCGGUUGUACAAAAAGUCGCCGGGUCGGAUCAAGAAAACAAUAAUAUCAUUGGGAUCAUGUGGAAGCCAUCUCCUAUGGUUACAUCUUCUUCAAGUUAUCAGAAAAAUUUGGUGAUUUCAAAAGGAGAGAGUUGUAAUUACAACAAUUAUUGCAAUAAUUUCUAUUUUCCAGCUUCCAAUUUGACUCCAAAUUGGGAUAUCAAUAUUGACUCUACUUUUGCAAGAACACAAUCUGGAUUUUGUUCAAUUGCCAACAUGGAUUCUCUCCCAGAAUUUCAAGUGUGUGCAAAGCCAUGGGAUAGCUGCAACAACAACCAACACCUUCAUUAACAGCUACAAAUCCACAUGGCUGUCUGAGGAUUUUAUCCCAACUUUAUAUAUCCAAUUGAUGAGUGUUUUGAAAUCAGCUUGGAGUUGUGAAGGCAUUUGCUGCCAAAGAGAAAUGGAUGGUUUUGUGAUGUUUGAUUCUUCUUAGGGAAAUCCUUGGAGUGUUCAUUAUAUAUAUGAACUAUAUAUAUAAACAUGGAAGCAUUUGGGAGAUUGGAUUAUUUUGUGAUAGUUGUACUUUUAAUCCAUUAAUUAGGACAUCAAUUCCUAUGAUAUCUUAAUGUCUUUGUUGUUAUUUCUCUCUUUCUUUUUGUUUUUUUUUUCUUUGAUGUAAUUAAUGAAGCAAAAGUGAUUGGAA